AUGAAUGAUUUCAACACCAACACAUCUGACACCUUCUCUGUCGCUUCUGGAACAGAGGCCAACGACAUCCAGCCCGAACUGUUGACGCCGCCCGCGGCUCUCGCCCCGCUGCUGCCUUCUGAGGUGAACAGGCCUCAGAAUAGACCGGAGGGAGCGUUCAAGAUGUGGUUGGUUGAGCACGGGUAUAUGAUUAGCGAAGAGGUUGAUUUCGAAAAUAGCUCGCGCCCGUUCUUCGCGACUCGCUUAUCAGACCGUUCCACCAUGAUGCUCAAACCUGAAACGAACCCUUAUGAACAUAAACGCAACUGGCACGAACAACUCAUCGCUUCCAACUUACAAAACUCUCAGUCCCCGCCCUAUGAAGUCCUUCACCGAUUCGAACGCACAGACAUACCUGAUCAGAUGCUUAAGAACCACUGCGUACCUGUCUUGGACGUGCUCGAAAUACCAAAGAACGGGCUCAGAGCGAUAUAUCCGAAUGGGAUCAAGUGGGAAGGCAAGAGAGUGUGGGUCAUGCCGUGGUUGAAGGACUUUGACUAUGAUGCGAAGUCAAAAGAGGGCGGGAAAGCGUGUGGUGAAGAUUAUGCGAGGUAUUGGCCUUUUGGAAGUGGAGUGGAGGUGGGUGGAUUUGAGACUGUCGGAGAAGCGGUUGCGUUUUUCUGGCAGGUGCUGGAGGGGAUGCAGUACUUGCAUUAUGGACUGCGCAUUGUCCUUCGCCAGAUCAAACCCUCCUCCAUCAUGAUGGGCCACACCGAAUAUCUUCCACUACCAAUUUCCCAAUCCCAGAGGCUCCCAUCCUUUCAGCAACCCUUCAGCAUUCGACCUCAAGCAUCACCUUACUCGGCCGGUCCAGAAACAUACACUCGCACGGAACGUCCUCCCACGUACUUUAUUUGCGACUACAGUCAAGCUCGGGUCACAGAGCCAUGGGGCAUGAAUAGGUGGUAUUCGCUCGACGAGUGGCACGCCUACGGCUGCACGAACAAAGCUUCAGAGCCACCCAGAAUCGCUUCUGAGCCCAACGUCGGGGGCUACGUGGAUGUACACCCGGCGAACGAUCUGUGGUAUCUGGGGAAUCUGUUUGAUACAAAGUUCUUGCAGCGAUACAAAGGUCUCGAGUUCAUGGAGCCUCUAGUACACAAAAUGAUGCGCGCAGGCCCCCGCCCAUCAACCCGCCUGAUCGUCCAGGAAUUCCUGAUGCUCAAGGAUUCUCUCGGCUCCAUCAAGCUUCGCUCGCGUCUCGUCGAGAGGAACGAAUCUUCGGGAUUGAAGGCGAAGAGGAACUUGGUCUGGUUUCUCCGGACCGUGGGAUACGUGAUGAAGAAGAUGGAGGCUGUUCCUAUGCCCAAGUACCAUGGUGCUGCUGAUGGAGCCAACGGAGGUGGGAAUGGGACGGUUAGCGAUGAUCAUGACAGACACGAGUAA
Molecule: messenger RNA, 1425 nt
Organism: Stereum hirsutum FP-91666 SS1
Lineage: Eukaryota; Fungi; Basidiomycota; Agaricomycetes; Russulales; Stereaceae
Exons: 4
Coding region: 1-1425 (474 amino acids)
Source: RefSeq, a predicted model, not a curated record